GACUGCUGACUGACUGCCAGUCAGUGAAUGCGGUGACUGCGCAAACGCCGCUUGUGUUUGUGAGAGUGGAACUGAAAUCGGUGUGCGUAUUGCCAGCGUAGUGUUAACGAACUUUUACACUUGGAUAAUUAAAAUUUGAGAUGGGUUGCGCUAGGAUACUGUCGGCGCUGCGGCGCUGCAAGCGACUAGAUGACAGCCAAGGUGGUAGCGAACUGUCGCGGUGUCUUGGCUUACUGGAUCUGACGGCGCUGGGAGUGGGCAGCACCUUGGGUCUUGGUGUCUACGUCCUAGCUGGUGCCGUCGCCAAAACAGUAGCCGGGCCUGCCGUUACCCUGAGCUUCCUCGUUGCUGCCAUUGCCUCUGCUUUCGCUGGACUGUGCUACGCGGAGUUCGCGGCACGCGUACCUCGAGCUGGAUCAGCGUAUGUGUACAGCUAUGUGAGCGUGGGUGAAUUCAUUGCAUUCACCAUAGGCUGGAACCUCAUCCUGGAGUAUGUGAUCGGCACGGCCAGUGUCGCCAAGGGCAUGUCGAAUUACAUCGAUAGCAUAUGCAAUAAUACCAUGGCUCGCACCUUGACAGCCGCUGCACCGAUUAAUGUUUCGUUCCUUGCCGAGUAUCCUGAUUUCUUUGCGUUCGGACUUGUCCUUGUUAUAACAAUUUUGCUCGGCGUGGGGGUGCGCGAGUCAACAAAACUAAACAAUGUCUUCACGGCACUCAAUAUGGCAACUGUUGUUAUCGUUGUAAUUGCUGGAGCCACCCAGAGCGACCCCGCAAACUGGCGUAUAGCGGUGGAAGACAUUCCCGAGGAAUAUCGUGAGGCAGCAGGCGCUGGAGGUUUCAUGCCGUGGGGUGUGGCUGGAGUGAUGGCGGGCGCUGCCAAAUGCUUCUUUGGCUUUGUGGGCUUCGACUGCGUUGCAACCACUGGCGAGGAAGCAAAGAACCCGAAAAGAGACAUUCCGCUUUCCAUCAUAUUGUCGCUCGUCAUCAUAUUUAUAUCGUAUUUCACCAUCGCGACAGUCUUGACAAUGAUGCUCCCCUAUUACUUGCAGGACGCUGACGCGCCAUUUCCACACGUAUUUGGAGUGGCGGGUUUACCAUCGGUGGGGUGGAUCGUAACUAUUGGAGCCAUAUUUGCUCUGUGCACCAGUCUCUUGGGCGCCAUGUUCCCUCUUCCACGUGUGCUAUACGCCAUGGCCAGUGAUGGCGUGUUAUUUCGGCCCCUAGCUCGGAUUCAUCGCCGCACACAGACCCCGCUGCUUGCGACCGCCUUCAGUGGCCUUCUAUCAGCAACGAUGGCAGCCAUAUUUAACUUAAACCAAUUGAUAGACAUGAUGUCCAUCGGAACGCUGAUGGCUUAUACCAUUGUAGCUAUAAGCGUUCUAAUUUUAAGAUACGAAGAAGACAGCACGAUAAUAAUAAACGGGCUAAAAGCCCUUCCAGAGACGCCUUGGAGCGUGGUAAAACAGCUGUUUAAUCUGCUGGGACUAAAAGAGCCUACGAUGCUUUCUUCCACCAUCGCCAAAUGCACAAUAUUUAUAUUUUUUGUGGUGUCUCUACUGGCGUGCGGUACAAUGAGUUGGGAGGUGAUAGGUGAGGGUUCUUGGGUGGCUACAGGUGCUUUGGGCAUUCUGCUGCUGCUUUUACUGUUGGUGCUGUAUCGCCAGCCACGACGCGACGUCGCACAUCUCACCUUCACCGUCCCUCUAGUUCCGCUUGUACCGUAUUUGAGCGUGAUUAUGAACGUCUAUCUGAUGGUGCAACUCGACUACCACACUUGGGUGCGGUUCAUCCUCUGGCUUGCAGUCGGAUACCUUAUAUAUUUCUUUUACGGCAUCAGCAAUAGUUCCCUCAAGGAAAAGAAAAAUGACGAUUCCCACACGAAUGGAAAGGUUGAAGAAAAACAUGUUAUUACUAAGUUUUGAUUUAUUUAAUUUAACGACAAAAUAUUAGCCUUAGAUGACAGGACUUGUUGACACGACGUUAAAGAUUGCAUUUUUUGUAUCGGUCACUGAGAUUAAUUCUCAUCAUUGUAUUAUAUUUUUUCAAACUUUUGACAUAAUAUGAAUCCGCACAACAUUAAUGUAUUGAUCAUAUAAUGACGUUGAUUUGAUCAUGAUGUAGCUGUGAUCAAUGACUUGUGGUCGUAACAAUUGCAAGAUGGUAACGUAAUUAAAUGAGGUUUUUUUGAUGGCAAUGAAAUUUACAGUUAAAUCCUUAACGAUAUACAUGUUCGGUCACAUUUUAAAUGAUCAAAUCACCGAUCUGACCACGACAUACAUGAAUAACUUGUUACUAAUAAAAAUAUAAUUGUACAAAAAAAAAAUCUUCUGCUGUUUAAAACUGAUCAAAUAACGUUUUCUUAAAUACUAUAUUCUGUACAUAGCUAUGUUGCAGACUGGUUACAGACGAAUAGUUCAAAGUAAAACGGCAAACAUUGAGUCAAAUAGAUAUAAGUUUUUAGUAUAAAUGUACUGUGAUGUUUUAAUCAGAACUGUGAUAUUUGAGUAGGGUUCCAAUAUACUUUUAAACUACUUUGCUUGUUAAUACUUAACUCUCAGCUAGCAAAAAUAUAUGUUAAAGCUCCAAUAAUUACGUACGCUUAAAAAUAUAGAUUAAAUAUUCAUGAAAUUUUGUUAUAUGUAUAUUUUUUUCAACAACUUGGAACCCUACAUUUGAGUGCGUUGCGAGUCAUAUUCACUACUGACGGGCACAAAGGCAUCUGCCACAAGACAUUAUAAAUAGCGUAAGUUAAAUAAAUUAUGUACUUACAUUUAGCAUUAACUAUAAUUUAUAUAUAACAAUAAGUUCAGCAAAUUCAAAAUAGCCAUUACUACCAUUAUAUCAAAUGUUAAUUAAUUUUGUCUUGCCACAAUGUUUAACUGUUAGAUUACCUAAGUGUAGGCAUACGUUGUGAUUAUAUUUAAGAUUUAGCGAAAUUAACUGUGAUUCAUGUAUAAAUAAAUGUAUUUCAAAAAUA
Molecule: messenger RNA, 2977 nt
Organism: Pieris rapae (cabbage white)
Lineage: Eukaryota; Metazoa; Arthropoda; Insecta; Lepidoptera; Pieridae
Gene: slif
Product: cationic amino acid transporter 3
Exons: 11
Coding region: 141-1922 (593 amino acids)
Biological process (GO): amino acid transport; transmembrane transport
Cellular component (GO): plasma membrane
Molecular function (GO): amino acid transmembrane transporter activity
Source: RefSeq, a predicted model, not a curated record